AUGUUCCAUCGAGUGACUUUUGCCGUGGUAAGCUCUAAUUUUUGAGGUUAUGUAAUCAUUUUUGAAAAAAUUGAUUGUAAUUGUUGUUUUUGCAGGCAUUCUUGGUGCAUUUCGGAUGGGCGCAGACGUCCGAUGAAGGCCGUGAAUUUUGUAUUGACAGAUUCUGCCCUGCAGGCACAUUUUGCGAGCCAAGAUUUGUUGUGAAAUGUGUGCGACAGCCAUGUAAACCGAUCCUAAUGUGUUUGCCUAUCAGUGAAAAUGGUGAGUUUUGGAAUUUUUGGUCACUUACUGGCAAAUUGUUAAGAUUAACUACUAAUUUAUGACUUGAAAUUCCAGGAUGUGCCCGAAAAACAUGUCCAGAUGGUACGGUAUGUGUCGAGCGAGUGAUCCCUUGUAUAUCACAGAACUGCGCAAAGAAAGCAACUUGCGCCAAGCCGGGAAGUAAGUUCGAGCGUUCUGAGGAGGCUUUAUAUACCAUUAAUUCUUUCAAAUUUUUAAGUCUCAUAGGUAAGGAAUAACGUUGUUUUCAGCAUGUGACGCCCUUGUAUGUCCACCAUCCCACCACUGUGAGCUGAAUGGCAGUGGUGUCCCGACUUGUGAACGAGGUCUCUUCAAAGCCAAAGAUGUCAAAGUUGAGCUGGCUCAACUCCAGAAGACUCCGGAUGCGCAGUAA
This is a messenger RNA of Bursaphelenchus xylophilus (pine wood nematode), 673 nucleotides long. The record is from the annotation of a GenBank genome assembly. NCBI's taxonomy places the organism in Eukaryota, Metazoa, Nematoda, Chromadorea, Rhabditida, Aphelenchoididae.